This is a messenger RNA of Dothidotthia symphoricarpi CBS 119687, 3543 nucleotides long. RefSeq lists its product as uncharacterized. The record is from RefSeq and is a predicted model, not a curated record. The transcript is spliced from 4 exons. Lineage: Eukaryota; Fungi; Ascomycota; Dothideomycetes; Pleosporales; Dothidotthiaceae. The coding region runs from base 111 to 3194 and encodes 1027 amino acids.
UCCUAUUACGAGUACCCACCGCCUGCGCUGGCGAGUCGCGCCUCACCUCCAUUCACUGCAUCGGCCAGUUGUGCAAUGCCAUGCCUCUUGAGGAGCGAUAACAGCAGAAUAUGCACAAAUACAAAGACCCCGUAGAGGGCCCGACGCGAUCUGGGUCACCACCACCUCGUCCAAACCCCUUCACCCUCGCAUCUUUUGCUAUUCAAUCCUUCGCUUCCUUCCGGUCGCAGACACCUCCUCUACCUGCGUCCGCUGCCGGCCAUUCCCACUCCCAGUCCCAGUCGCCGGUUCGACGAAAGCCCCUCCCGGCAAACUCGCUCGUUAGCAAUCGCUUCUCCGCACCACAAGCACAACCGACCUUCCGCUCAAGUGUCGUCCAAGAUACAGAAAGUCACCAGUCCGAUUCAGGUCGACGUCCCCUUGCGAACCUGUCGCCUCCUUUAGACGACGCCAACUUCUUGCCCAGGAACCUAGACGACAACCCGCAUGGCAACACGCCUCUAAAGGGAACCGCCUCCAAGAGCACAUUUGCACCACGCAAGAGUUCGCUCUCCAUCACGACUACGCCUAUCCCCUCUGCACCGCGGCAUGAGAGAUCGGCCAGUAGCUUCCAACCUCGGCGAACAAACAGGACAGAGGAAUUGAGAUCGCAAGGAGGCAGGCCAUUGCACACUCGAUCUCCUACUAUGCCCAACAUGCCCGUGUAUACCUCAGACCCACGACAACCAGACCUCCGACUCCGACUGGAUGGUGUGACAGAAGUCAUCAUCGACGAAGACACCUACAGAUUGGACGAAGACGUAGCACGAGAACAAACGUCAUCAAGCAAGCCUAAAUCGCCAGGCGGCGGCUUCACAUCCUUCUUCGGCUGGAACGCAUCAAAGAGCCAGAACGGCGCAGAUUCGCCAGCCACUACAUUUUCCGAGAGAACGAAGCCCGAGGGCCUGGACAUCCCAGCGGCCCAGUCGUAUUUCAAUGUCCCUGGAACCCCCCUCUUCUCGUCGUCACCUCAGAUGAACGCCCACGUAGAGGAACUCGAGCGCGAGUUGCGCGAAAUAAGCUCGGAGCUUGCUUCUUCAAUACAAAGAGAGAUGGACCUGGAGGAUGAAGUCGAGCGGUGGAAGGCAGAAAGCUCCACCACUGCGCCAUCUGACAAUCGAAGGACCAGCGACUAUUUCUCAGAUUCUGGGACGAGUUCGGUUCGAUUCCCUAUUGGGGACCCUGAAGCCAAACUCGAAGAAGUCGAAACACUACGCAGGAAAGCAGAACAAGACCGUGCCUCGCUGAAAGUGCGUAUGGCAGAGCGGAUACAAGAAGAGCUUAGACGUCGGAGAGAUUUAGAGGAGCAAGUUCAACAUCUAGAGGAGCAGGUUAGCGACAAGUCGAGAGCUGGCUCAUUCUCAGAAAGCCCUAGACUCAGAGAGCUCACAACCUCGCUAGAAGAUGCUAAGAGACGUUUGGCUGAAGAGAGGCAGGUAAAAGAGAAUUUCGAAGACCUCCUAACCGCACUCCGCGAUGAACUUGAGAAGCACCGCAACGAGGCUGACGAGCUACGAGACCAAAUCGUUCCUCAGCUUCGAGCUCGACUCGAAGUCUUGGAGGUCGAGGCAGUCGACACGGAGAGACUUGUACACGAGACGACUCGCAUGCAACAAGAGAUAGAGCAUCUUCGAACCGAAAACCAGGCACUGAACAACACGCGCAAAUUGCAGCUCGAAAUGCCACAGCAAAACCUACCGUUCCAGCCCAUCGCCGAAGAAGCCAACGACUCCCCAACAACAACCUUGCGCGUCGGGUUGUCGCGCUCCAACUCCUUAGCUCGAAGUACUGGUGCAUUCAAGUCAAUGAGGUUGUCGCGAUCAAAUUCCGUCAAGGAUAAAUCAGGUGAAGCGUCUCCCAGAGAACAGGCUCCGGUAGCUGGUAAUCCAGUCAAGGAACUGGAAGAACAACGGGAUGCACUCCACAAAGCUUUGAAGCACCUGUUGCAAAGACAGGAGAUGCAACAGAAGGAAUUCGAAAGACGCAUCAGAGAAUUAGAGGCAGAGAGAGAUGUAGCUCUCAAUGUCACCCCCCGGCGAACUGCAUUCCAUAAGGAAGUCUCUGAUCUAAGACAAGAGGUCGAUUCGCUUCGACGUCGCGCCGACGAUGCGCUGGAGCAAAAAUACCAGUGCGAGAAAGGUCUAGGUGGAUUGCGAAUGGACCUCGAUCGCGCACAACAAGAGACGAGUUCACUUCGGGAUCUUCUCCACGAGCAUGAAAUUGCUAUUCCGGAAAUUCGCCUCGAAAACGAGCCAAUCUCUCUGGACAAGGCCUACAACGAGCUCCGUACCACUCAUGCACUCUCAAUCGCCAGUAUUCAACAACUGGAGUCAAGUGAUGGCGACUCGCUUGGUGCUGCUGGAGUUGAAGCGCAAAGGACGCUAGAUCUUCUGAAGCAGAGUAUCUCGGAUGCUGAGGCCGAGCGCGACUUGGCUCAGGAAGAGGCUGAGUAUUAUCGUGAACAAGCCCGAGAGCUGCAAAAGUCAGAAAUUGAGCAUCUGGGCAAGGAGCAAAAGCUCAGCAUCGAGUUGUUCGCCGCUGCCACACGCAUGGACGAGUUGUCCAACAGGAUACAACAACAACUUCAAGCUAACAGUUCUUUGCGCAAUCGCCUGACUGAAGCCAUCACUCGUGGUGAGAAAGAGCAACAAAAAUCAACAGAGCAGAUCAUCGAGCUGGAACGACGACUAAAGACGGCAGAAGAUAAGGUUAUGUUUGCUCAGCAGUCGUCGGAAGAUGCCAUCGCGAAGCACGAAGAGGAGGUACAGACACUAAAGGAGAGCCACAGCGACCACCUGCGUCGUGUGAAGUCUGGCUUGCUUAGUCCGGCUGCUUUCUCUCCCAAGAUGCCUUUGUCGCCUGUAUUUGCUCAACGAUCUCCUCGCCUCGACGUGACAAGCAGCGGGCCCGCUAUGACCAUGGCCGAGGCCACUAAGACAGAACUCCUUCAGAAGCGCGUAGAGGAGCUCGAGAAGGCUCUCAGAGAUGCUGACCGCGAGAUGGAGGAAGUUGUCGGACGCAUGAACUUUGCCCAGAUCGAGGUCGCUGAACUUCAGUUCGAGAGAGACGAAGCUCUCCGCUCCACGAGAAAACUCCAAGCCGAGAUAACCUCCGAGCGCGAGAAGGUCAAGGUCUUGAUGAACUCUACCUCGUAACUCCAUCACACCCGAUGUUGUACACUGGCCACGACGUUCUUGCCUUACUUGCCCUCCUCAACUUACUAGCUGUAUCCUCGACAGCCCUAGUAAUUCCACAACAACAUGUCCGGCGUUCUUUUUGAAUAUCGCAUUUCGGGCGUCACGAUUACAUGCAUUUUAUGCUUUACCUUACACAUUCGUUGCAUCCUGAGGAUACCUACUAUUUGUCGUGACCAGCAGUUUUGCGGUCAUCGUUCUAUACCCUCCAGCUGUCUACGAUGCCACAUACUUCUCCUUCAUUAAUGGCAACCCUGUAUACAUCGUGGGAUCGCUAAUUUGGGCUUCGAGCUUGUUUUGGAUGGCUUGU